Molecule: messenger RNA, 1846 nt
Organism: Salvelinus fontinalis (brook trout)
Lineage: Eukaryota; Metazoa; Chordata; Actinopteri; Salmoniformes; Salmonidae
Product: Golgi SNAP receptor complex member 1-like
Exons: 10
Coding region: 463-1209 (248 amino acids)
Biological process (GO): vesicle fusion; endoplasmic reticulum to Golgi vesicle-mediated transport
Cellular component (GO): SNARE complex; cis-Golgi network; Golgi membrane
Molecular function (GO): SNAP receptor activity
Source: RefSeq, a predicted model, not a curated record
UGAUGAAUUUAACAAUAUGGAAAGAAAAUAAAUUAUGUCCUAAUUCGUUGCUAUGACACUGCUCUCAUCAGCAGCAAAAUGUUAAAGCAGAAUCGCAAUUGCUGCAUUUUCUAUUGACCCACCAUUGCCACUAGGGGACAACCAAUGAAUUUAUGUUUUGUAUGAAGACAACUUGCAUGGUGGCUGCUGUGAGGUGAAAAAUGUGUUACUGCAGAUUUAGUUUAGUAAAUUUAAUAGACUGGAUUUUGCGAUGUCAAAAUGCAGUUUGUGUGCAGACUACUAGCAUUUGCCAUUUUAUUUUUAUGGGGAGGGGAAGCGGAAUGUUGAGAGAAUUGGACCAGUUUUACAGCAUUCCUCAUUGCUUCUGUGGACACAGUUUAUCUGAAAAGAAGGCAUUAAAGGAAACAUUAUCUUCUACUGGCAGGUGGGCUGUGCGUCAGCUGAUGACGUUGGACAACAAAAAUGGCAGGAGGAAGCAGCAACUACUGGGAAGAUUUGCGAAAGCAGGCCAGGCAGCUGGAGAAUGAGUUGGACCUGAAGCUGGUGUCCUUAAGUAAACUGUGUACAAGCUACAGCAGCUCCAGAGAUGGACAUCGAGGAGACAGCAACUCAGAUACUGCUCCCCUCCUCAACAACUCGACGCAGGACAGAAUGUUUGAGACCAUGUCUGUGGAGAUUGAACAGCUGCUGGCCAAACUCACAGGUGUGAAUGACAAGAUGGCUGAGUACACCAGCACCCCGGGGGUGACGUGCCUUAACGCAGCCCUGAUGCACACGCUCCAGAGACACAGAGACAUCUUGCAAGACUACACUCAUGAAUUCCACAAAACCAAAGCCAACUUCCUUGCCAUCAGGGAGAGAGAAGAUUUGCUGGGGUCUGUCCGCAAAGACAUUGAGACAUACAAGAGUGGCUCAGGAGUGAACAACAGAAGAACAGAACUGUUUCUGAAGGAGCAUGAACACCUGAGAAACUCUGACCGCCUGAUGGAUGACACAAUAAGUAUUGCCAUGGCGACCAAGGAGAACAUGACAUCCCAGAGAGGGCUAUUGAAGUCCAUACAGAGCAGAGUCAACACUCUGGCCAAUCGUUUCCCAGCCAUCAACAACCUCGUCCAGCGAAUCAACCUGCGGAAGAGACGAGACUCCCUAAUCCUGGGAGGAGUCAUCGGCGUUUGCACCAUCCUCCUGCUGCUCUACGCCUUCCACUGAUGACGGACAGACCGGUCAAACAAUCGUUACUCUGCGUUUGUAACAUCGGAGUCAGAACUCUGGAGAAUGGGCUUUAGUGAUUGGAGGCUACUGGACAGACAGACACGCUCUUGGCCCAAUCGGUUAACAGGAUUGAUCAAAGGCAGCAUGGACUACCUGAUUUGUAUUUAGCAGUGGGAGGGAAGGAUGGAGAACGAUAUGUGAGAUGGAGCAGCACCUUUUUCUUUUUUAUCGAAAGUUUGUGCUGUUCAACUCUGGUUAAGGGAACAGAGACCAAAUGUACUGAUAUGACUAGAUUUGAAAGGAAAGGAUUAUAUGUAUAUAAUUCUUUCAAAUCUAUUAGUACCUUGAGAUAGGCAAAAGUCAUAUAUAUAUAUAUAUAUAUAUGACUUUUGCCUAUCUCAAGGUACUAAUAGAUUUGAAAGAAUUAUAUAUAAAAAAAUAUAUAAAAAGAACACUUGCUUUAAGGAGUGUAAUGGUCUGAAGACAGGCGGUGGAAACGAAAGACUGUCUGUUGAUUUCUGUGAUGGAAGGAUUUUUAGUUGAAUGGUCCUUUUUCGUGAUGGGAUAUUCAGGAGGUUCAUCAUCAUCAUGGCCUGUACAUUGUGCAUUAUUAAUAAAUUAUUAAUUUACAGUA